This is a messenger RNA of Aquila chrysaetos chrysaetos, 6989 nucleotides long. RefSeq names its product poly(ADP-ribose) polymerase family member 8 (gene PARP8). Lineage: Eukaryota; Metazoa; Chordata; Aves; Accipitriformes; Accipitridae. Gene Ontology annotation, molecular function: kinase binding; NAD+ poly-ADP-ribosyltransferase activity; protein serine/threonine kinase activator activity. The record is from RefSeq and is a predicted model, not a curated record. Bases 569 to 3139 code for a protein of 856 amino acids. The transcript is spliced from 26 exons. Gene Ontology annotation, biological process: endoplasmic reticulum unfolded protein response. Gene Ontology annotation, cellular component: endoplasmic reticulum tubular network; membrane; nuclear envelope.
GGGAGCGAGGGGAGGGUCUGCGGCUCGGCGUCGCUGCAGCAGCGCCGGCCCCGCCGCGCCGCCAGGGACCGGGUGCGGGCGCCGCCGCCGCCGGCUCUCCGCGCUGCUGCUGCGUGGCGAUCGCCGCUGCUGGCGGGAGGGGCAGGGAUGUGAGCGGUCGGGUCGGCUUGGCCCCCCCUUCUUUUUUUUUUUUUUUUUUUCCCUCCCCUCUCUCCUCCAAAAAAAGACCAAACCAGCCAACCAACCCCAAAAAACCCAGAGGGCGUGGGGGGUGGGGGGAUCCCGUGUCGCCGCCGCCACCCUCCGCUGGAGCCAUUGUGAGGAAAUUGCCGUUCGCCGGCAGCGGCGGCACAUCUGGGCGGGCACAUCUGGGCAUGCAACAUCGGCUCCCGCCAGCUUCCUCCUCCGUCCUCCAGCCGGCCGAGCGGAUCCCUCCGGGCCGCCGGGGAGACUCCUGCUCGCCAGCCCCGGGAUCCGUCUUUCGGACUGAAUAUUAAAAACUGGCAGCGCGGGGGGUGGGGCGGGGUGGAAAUAAAGGCUGCUUUUUUUUUCCCCUGGGAUUUAUUUCAUGGGGAUGUGUUCAAGACAAGAGAGGAUUCAGAAGGAUAUUGACGUUGUGAUCCAAAAGUGCAAGGCGGAGAAGGACUGCCUGUUUGCAGAUUUCAGGUACUCUGACUCCACCUUUACCUUCACCUAUACUGGAGGCUCCAAAAGUGUAUCCUAUUCAGUGCAUGUCUCUGAGGAUUACCCAGAUAACACUUAUGUUUCCAGUUCUGAUAACGAUGAAGAUGUGUUAGUUACAACAGACCCAAUUCCAGUAAUUUUCCACCAAAUCGCUACAGAAUUAAGAAAAACCAGCGAUGUCAACUAUUGCUUAUCCAUAAAAUCAAAAUUACAGAGGGAGAAUGGAGAGGAGUCACGGCACAACAGCACAGUUGAAGAAGACUCUGAAGGAGAUAAUGAUUCUGAGGAAUUCUAUUAUGGAGGACAGGUUAGCUAUGAUGGAGAACUUCACAAGCACCCACAGCUGGAGGCUGAUUUGACAGCAGUGAGAGAGAUCUAUGGACCUAAUGCAGUAUCUCUCAGGGAAUAUGGAGCCAUUGAUGAUGUAGAUAUUGAUCUGCAUAUUGAUGUUAGCUUUCUUGAUGAAGAGAUUGCUGUGGCUUGGGAUGUAAUUCGCACAGAGCCUAUAAUAGUACGAUUGCACUGUUCACUUACACAGUACUUAAAUGGUCCAGUGCCAACUGUGGAUGUAUUUCAGAUCUCUACUAAGGAAAGAUUUGGGCUGGGACAUCAGCUGAAAAAAAUCAUGCAGACAUUUGUUACACAACAGUGGAAGAAUAGCAAAGAGAAAUCUAAUUGUACGCACAAUAAGAAGGUGUCUGACAAAAAGGUGAAAUCCCCUCUGCACAUCUUUUCUACGCUGCGCAGGUCGCCAAGUUAUCCUCCACCUGGGUGUGGUAAAAACAAAUCAAAACUGAAGUCAGAACAGGAUGGCAUCUCCAAAACUCACAAGCUACUCAGAAGGACUUGCUCUAGCACAGUGAAGGCGGAGGAUAUGUGUGCCACAAAAUCUCACAGAACCUUUGGCCGCUCGUUGUCGAGUGACCCUAGGGCUGAACAGACAAUGGCUAUUAAAUCGCACAAACUGUUGAACCGUUCUUGCCCUGCAGCCGUCAAGCAGGAGGAGUGCAUCACUUUAAAGCCCCAUAAGCUAUUAAGUAGAUCGUGUUCUGGGGACCCUCGAUGUGAGCACAACAGCACCUUGAAGCCCCACAAACUUUUAAGCAGGUCCUACUCCAGUAAUCUUAGAAUGGAAGAAUUGGAUGGAUUUAAGAAUCACAAGUUACUCAGCAAGACUUACUCCAAUGCCCCUAAAUCAUCCAAAAUGGAACCUUUCAAGGAGUCCACCAUAGCAGAGAGCAGGAGGCUCUCUCUUACCUCAGGGCUUAUUGGUAUCUUAACACCAUCUUCAUCAUCACCUUCACAGGCUGCUCAAAACUAUGGUGCAAAAUGCAUUCCGGUACGAGACCGUGGCUUUCUUGUGCAGACUAUUGAAUUUGCUGAGCAGCGGAUACCUGUAUUGAAUGAAUACUGUGUAGUUUGUGAUGAACCCCAUGUGUUCCAGAAUGGCCCUAUGCUGAGGCCCACUGUUUGUGAACGGGAGCUCUGUGUAUUUGCUUUCCAAACAUUAGGAGUGAUGAACGAAGCUGCUGAUGAAAUUGCAACUGGGGCUCAGGUGGUUGAUCUGUUAGUAUCCAUGUGUCGGUCUGCAUUAGAGUCACCUAGGAAAGUUGUCAUUUUUGAGCCAUAUCCUUCUGUAGUUGAUCCUAAUGAUCCUCAGAUGCUGGCCUUUAACCCCAGGAAGAAGAAUUAUGACCGAGUCAUGAAAGCAUUGGACAGUAUCACUUCUAUUAGAGAGAUGACACAGGCACCUUACUUGGAAAUAAAGAAGCAGAUGGAUAAACAAGACCCGCUUGCACAUCCUCUUCUACAAUGGGUUAUUUCUAGUAAUAGAUCACAUAUUGUGAAGCUACCGGUGAACAGGCAACUAAAGUUUAUGCACACUCCCCACCAGUUCCUACUUCUCAGCAGUCCACCAGCCAAAGAAUCCAAUUUCCGAGCUGCUAAAAAUCUCUAUGGAAGUACAUUUGCAUUUCAUGGUUCACACAUUGAAAAUUGGCAUUCCAUCCUGAGGAACGGCUUAGUUGUUGCUUCCAAUACGAGGCUGCAGCUCCAUGGUGCAAUGUUUGGAAGUGGAAUCUACCUUAGUCCAUUGUCAAGCAUAUCAUUUGGUUACUCAGGGAUGAACAAGAAGCAGCAGAAGGUGUCAGCUAAAGAUGAACCAGCUUCAGGCAGUAAGGGCAGUACUACAUCACAGUCACAGAAGAAGGGACAACAGUCACAAUUUUUGCAAAGCCGUAACUUAAAAUGCAUAGCCUUAUGUGAAGUGAUAACCUCAUCGGAUCUGCACAAACAUGGAGAGAUAUGGGUAGUUCCUAAUACGGACCACGUGUGUACGAGAUUUUUCUUUGUUUAUGAAGAUGGUCAAGUGGGUGAUACAAGUAUAAAUACACAGGAACCAAGCAUUCAUAAAGAGAUUCUUCGAGUCAUUGGCAAUCAAACUGCUACUGGUUAAAAGGACCACUCUUAUUUAAUUGACGUGAUUUGGAAGCCUUCCUCAGUCUCAAAGCUGGAUUUUGAACUGAAGAAGAUGCAAAAAACUAAUUUAUUAUGAUUAUUAUUAUUAUUAUUAUUAUUAUAAGCAAAUUAACCCUUUGAAUACUUACUGUUUUCUUACUUAGUAUUUCUUAUCUCAUCAAAAUACCUGAGAUGGUAUGAAUUAGCAACUGUAGGGGUGCAAAGUCUAUUAAUAUACUACAACUAAUAAUAAUUAAACAGGCAUUUGGCUUGCUGACAAUAAACAGACUUUAAAAAGGAGUUUUGUGCUGAUAUUUUUAUAUUAAACUUCAAUUGGAGGUUUUAGUACUGUAUACUGGUAUUUUAAAUUUAGAAUGACUGAAUUAUAAGUGAGAGAGAAGAUUUUAUAGCGGAGCACCUGUAUUAUGCAGGAUACUUUGCAAUAAGUAAAAUAUUCUCAUAUUUAAACACAAUAAAAGGUUGUCUGGAACAUGUCAAAUUAAAGAGAUUGGUUACCUGCAGUUAUAUUUGAUUCAUUUUAUUUUACACAAAUACAGCUAAGAUUUAGAGUCAAAGGUCAAAACAACAAUACAUUUUUUAUUUAAUGAGUGAAACAAAGCAAAAAGUAAUGAAUGUGAUGGUGUAUGUUUAGUUUUCUUUAUCUUCUCUGGAAACACUGUCUUAUCUAUUAAGCCGCUCAGUUGCAUUUUUUAAUUAUACAAGCCUAGCAAACAUCUGGAAAUCCUGAAGCUGUUAACUUCCUUUUUACAAAUUUGGUUUUUAUAUACUAGGUCACAUUUUCAUCUCAACUUCAGUGAAGCUGCUCUGUGGUUAAAUUUAGUCACAAAUUUAAAAGUACAUGAUGAAUUAAGGCUUUUACAUGAUUGAGUUGAUUGUUGAUACAUCAGAAAAUACAAACAAGUGCAAAAUUUUACUGAUUUGUUGAAAUAUUUUUAUUAAUUUAUUCCUAAGGGAAAACAAACCAAUUCAGAUCUCUCUAUCCUUUACAUUAAUAACCUUUUUUUCCAAGUGAGCAUGAUGACAACACAGGUGGCGGGGUGGGGGGGGGUAGUCUCUAAGGCAUAAGGCAUAUCCUGUGCCCUGACAAGUGCCCUUGGUGGCCCUCACAGUAGCCAUCCUGAAGCAUCAAUCACACCCUUGAAUAUGGAGAGCAGUUCAACUUGCCCAUCUGUGCAACUAUUACAAGCCACCUCAGAAAGCAAAAAUAGACUGAAUCCUCUAUUAUGUUAUUUCCAUAAUAAAAAUACUGAAGAGCCAAAUAACAGCACAACAGAGCAUAGGCAUGUUUGUUUCUUUUAAACAGAACUGCAUUAGAUAUGCUGUAAUGGGUGUUGCCUUCUUUCUAGUUCAAGCUACACUCCCUUAUUACUUGCUGCAGUUGAUGUGCCCUACAAGUAAAAUAGUGUUAUUGGGCCUAGGAGUGCAUACUUUGAGAUGUAUUUUAGCAUACUUGCUGGGGACUUCAGUUUUUCUGGGUUCACACCCAGACCUGUAAAGCCAAUCCUGUUUGCAAAUCCUUGUUUUGCUAUUGAAUUUCCAUUGACUUUCAACCCCACUUGGUGGGCCCCUAACUUGAAAAUCACAACUCUAAUUCUUAUCUUUUGUGUUGGGACACAGGUUAACUUCUUGAAACAAAGAGGAUUCCUGAAAUUUGUCUGCCUACGUAAAGACUGCCUUAGGUUGUGUAAGUGCACAAAAUCAGCAUAAUUCAGAAGUGGAGCUGAAACCCUGGAAUGACCACCUCUAUAAUUUGUCCUGCCAUAUGUGUCUGAAUCACUAAGUUUUGCAUAACAAAAAGAAACUAGGAAGCAAGUGCACAGAGAUACCCCCUACGUUGACUUGCAGGGCUGAUAGUCCACCACUCUGGGAGGCCUUCUCAAAAAACUAGGAGAAAAGAAAGAUAAGCAUGAGUGAACUGGAGAAGCCAAGUAAGCAGUCAUCUUCCCUGUCCCCUCAACCUGCAGCAGGGUCACAAGUGAACACCUUGAAGGAAGAAACCUGGAAUGUAGCUAUGGCAGCAAGUCAGCUUGGUUUGCACAGUGGGAUCAUGCUACUGGCCAUGCAUGGUGCCGUCAUAAGUACAACCACUGGAAAAGGGAGGGGAAAAAACAUCUCUGCCAAAUUUUAAGACUGCUCAGAGGUUUGCUUUAAAUCGAUGAGCAGGAGGAAGGGACAACGUGAAGGAAAGCAGGGCUCUGAGGUAUAUGGAGGCCUGGGUGUUGUAAGGUGCCUACUUCAGGGAGUACUGAGACGAGUGGCUUAGGCAUGGGGGAGGAGGGUGGCCAACAGUAAAAGGCAGAAUGUGAUGAGCAGAGGUGUUACAAAGCAGUGGGAGAGGGCAAAACCUUUCAGGGAAAAAGGUAGUUGUGAAGGCAUGAGGGGUUUGCUGGUAGGAAAGAAAAAAAAAAAAAGAGGAGCCACCGAAUUACUAACAGGCAGCAUUAGCAGUUCAGGUCCCACACGGUGCGUGGCAGGAAAAGGGACUGAGAGGACGAAGCUGCAGUGUGGGGAAACACAGCCCAUGGAGGUAUGGGGCAGCACCAUGCCUUCCCACCUGGGAAGGUGUCACACUGUAGGGGACAGUGCGAUGACACAAGCCCAGUAUCACACACAAACAGCAAUUGAGUUAAACCAAAAUUCACUUGCUACAGAGUAACCCAGUCACUUUCUUCUUCAGCCAAUAUAUUAACGAGAAACUUCUUCUAAGGUGUUAUAUUAUUUGCAGGUGAACGUGAGUCUUCAGGUUGUUUAACAAAGUAUUAGUUCUCAUCAUUUUUAAAAGAUGAGGGGAAAGAGGGAGGUUCUUUGGGGGUCUGUUACUCAAAAAUAAAUAGCCCUUCCAUAGCAAACUUCAAAGCUGAAAGAAAGGCUUUUUCACCAAGAACUGGAAUGAAAAAGCCCGAGGAGGAGAUUUUCUUAGAAGGAUUUUUCCCUCAUGGUUUUAUCCAAGGGUGGAAGUUGCAUAUUGCCAAAUUCUUCCAAAUGAUUACAUUCAUAUGGAUUCCAGGGGAUGAAAAAUAAAAAGCCAGGGUCAUCUGAGGUAGGACCCUAUGUUAUCCCCAAAGCUGUUGCUUGCCUUUCCCUUCCUCUGUUAUCAUGCUCACAUAUUGGUGAUAGAGCAAUCUUCAUAACUCCUGCUGUAAAGGUGUAGGCUUUUCACAGGUGGCUUUUAAUCAAAGAAAAUAGAGCCCCAGGCUCUACUGUCUCUCUUGGUAGAAAUCUCCAUGAAGCCAUAGCUAUCUAGCUGUGACCGUGCCCAGCAUGGAGCAACCAAGGGAAUUCUUGGGAAAGAACUUUCUAACUUCUUCGUACAUCCUGUAACAAAUUACAAGCCCUCAAAUGGGGAAGGUUUGAUGGAAAAAUUAUGUUGGUAACUUAAUGUUGCACCCUAAUUAUGAAUUGCCAUAUUUAUACUUCUGAAUAUUUUAAACACUGAGAAAGGAAUCCAUAAAGAUGCUUUUAAACCUUUCUUGUGAUUCAAGCAGGUAUUUAGCAUUCAAGGGGUUAAACAAUUUGAGUUAUGAUACGAAUCAGCAUAGCUCUGUUUUCUUCAGCAGCGCUACACUGUUUUGAUAACCUGAGUCUUUGGCUCCAUAUUACUUAUAAAAUAGCCAGUUUGUGUGAUAUUCUGCUUAAUAUUUUACAGGAACUAGUCGAUGACACUGGAAUUGUUUAUGCUUACAUUUUUUCUGUGAAGGCCUUGAUGCUUCACAGUUACUGAUGCUGUAUAAUUUUAAUAUUAUAGCUGUUGGUACUAAAAACGCACCUGAUGAAUAAUGCUAAGAUUAUGCUUUUGGUAAUACAAAUACAAGAUCACUCCAAAUGAA